AUGUCAGAACAAAACGGGCCCAGCGAGGGCCCAGGACCAGGUCCCGGUUCGGAUUCGAGCUGGUGGCCAAGUACGCAGACUUGGAAGUCGUCAGCGGCCUCGUCGUCGACUUCGUCGACUCCCACUUCAGCGUCCGUCUCUGUCUCCUGUUCUACGUCCAGCUCGUCGACGAGCUCCUCCACCUCGAUCAAUUCGUCCGCGACCUGCUGUUCCUCGUCGUGUAUCGGCGUGUCCUGCACGAUGAGUCCAAGCCGUUCCACGGAGACGGGGAAAAAUGUAUCCGUCACUACUAUUAACGUACCGCCCAAUCAAGAAAUGCAUGAUGCUAAAGGAGUAUGUAAAUAUCUCGGGGGCCAAAACGGCGUGACGGUGUCGGUGGUAUCGACCUCGGUACUGGGAUGUGGAAACGCGAAUGCCGUCCCGACAAGCGGAAUCUGCACGAAUACGGGGCCGCAUAGUGUCGGUAUCGGAAUUAGUGGCACCCUCGCUGCGAACGCGGCCGACAUCGAUGAUCCUGAGGACAGCGACGGUGAGAUCAGCAAGAUUGACUUUCGAGGUGUCAAUCUACGUUCGAAGAAGAAACGCGAUGUAUCGGGUAAUCAGAAUGGCGACAAGAUCGGUGACGGUGACGCAAACGGUGACGGCGGGGGAUGCUGCGAUGAUAAUUCGCAACAGCAACCUGAGAGGCCCAUGUCAUGGGAGGGUGAACUAUCGGACCAAGAAAUGUCUUCCAAUACAAUUACUAAUCAGGACCAUAAUGAGGAAACGUCUAUGGAGGGGGUUCAAGUAUGCAGUACGAGUCCUGGGCCUAUGGAACAGAAAUUUCCUAUUAAAUCAGAGCCGGAUUUUCGAUCUAGUCCAGGUUUCACAAUAGGAUCUUUUCACGAUGGUGGACUGCCCAUGACACACAAUCAACAAUUACAACAACAGCAACAGCAACAACGUAGUAUCGAAAACCUCGAACAAACUCAACAGAGUGACCUACCACUUCUCGUAGGCAAACUUCUCGGUGGAUACAACAAUUCAACACCUAAUCACAGUCCUGUUCUCAAUCCGCGACAUCAUCUAACUAAACACAGUCAUACCAGAUCGCAGGUGCCGUCACCAGAUUCCGCCAUUCAUUCUGCGUAUAGCGUCUUCAGUUCACCGACACAGAGUCCCCACGCAGCACGACACUCUGCCUUAGGAGCGGGUAGUCCAAUACCCUCCUCGUCGUUGUCGCUCUCUCGACAUAGCUUUAACAACUCGACUUCUUCGUUAUCUCUGUCGUUGUCGCAUUCACUUUCGAGGAAUAAUUCCGACGCUUCCAGUAGCUGCUACAGCUACGGUUCGCUUAGCCCGCCUACGCAUUCACCCGUCCAGCAGCCGAGACAUCCGCAUUCACAUUCGCAACAUCAUCAGCAUCAAGUGGCGCAAGGUAGUCCGCUGCAUCUUCCAGCAUCGUCCACAGUUGCCGCACAUCAUUACUCGUCCUCUUCCGUACCAAGUUCAGAAUUAUCGCCGGAUGGCCAUCCCGUUACGGAAGAUCAGGAAGACUGUAGGUUACCUUCGGCACCAUCGGGUAUCUCCACCAGGCAACAACUAAUUAACAGUCCCUGCCCGAUUUGCGGUGACAAGAUAAGCGGCUUCCAUUAUGGCAUCUUCUCGUGUGAAUCGUGCAAAGGCUUUUUUAAGCGCACCGUCCAGAAUCGUAAGAACUAUGUGUGCCUUAGAGGCGCAGGUUGUCCGGUCACCGUGGCCACGAGGAAGAAGUGCCCAGCCUGUCGCUUUGAUAAGUGCCUCAAUAUGGGUAUGAAGCUUGAGGCGAUCAGGGAGGAUCGUACCAGAGGCGGUAGAAGCACUUAUCAAUGUACCUAUACUCUACCAAAUCUUGUUGGCAGUCCUGCUGGUAUGUCUAAUGAAAAACUGACGACGACGGGUAAUUGCAGCCCGGCACAGGCUGGUAGCGAAUACCAUUAUUCUGUUAGAUAUCAUUCAAAUCAUUCUUACAAAUCAUUCUUAGUACCUCAACUUUUGCAAGACAUCAUGGAUGUAGAACAUCUCUGGUAUUAUAACGAUAACGAUCGGGUAAGCGGUAGUGGAGGGAUACUUGGAAAUGUAAGCAAUACCGGUGGUGAUAGUAUGCUGUUCGGUGGACCCGGAAGUGGCCCAUUGCUUAGUGGCACUGGAAAUGCGACCGGUAUUGGCAGCGGAAACAACGGAGGUACAGUGGAAUGUUCGUCGAAUGACUCUAGCAAUGUCGAUACUAAUAGCAGAAGGGGAGAAACGGCGAGCCCCAUUGAUUCGACCUUAACGGGGACGUCCGAUCAACAUUCCACAAAUGGCAAUACCACUAAUAAUAGUAAUUCUCAAAUUGCCAGUAAUUCCAACGGUAAUUCAGCGCAGCAUCCAGACUUUCUAUCUAAUCUGUGCAACAUCGCGGAUCAUCGACUCUAUAAGAUCGUUAAGUGGUGCAAGAGUUUGCCAUUAUUCAAAAAUAUUUCAAUCGAUGAUCAAAUCUGUUUGUUGAUUAACUCUUGGUGUGAGUUAUUGCUUUUCUCUUGCUGCUUUCGCAGCAUGAGUACUCCCGGUGAGAUAAGAGUGUCUCUCGGCAAGUCGAUUACUCUAGAACAGGCAAGACAGCUUGGUUUAGCGACUUGCAUCGAGAGGAUGCUCACUUUUACCAAUAAUCUGCGAAGACUGAGAGUAGACCAAUACGAAUAUGUUGCAAUGAAGGUGAUCGUGCUAUUAACGUCCGAUACAAGCGAAUUAAAAGAACCUGAAAAGGUCAGAGCUUCUCAAGAAAAGGCACUUCAAGCACUGCAGCAAUACACAAUCGCGAGAUACCCAGAAAUGCCUGCCAAAUUUGGUGAAUUAUUGUUGAGAAUUCCAGAUCUGCAAAGAACAUGUCAAGCAGGAAAAGAAUUGCUCAGUGCAAAACGUGCCGAGGGAGAAGGCAGCUCGUUUAAUCUUUUAAUGGAAUUGUUAAGAGGAGAUCACUGAAUUGUCAGCACAGUGAACUAUACCAUUCCACGCUUAUAAAGUCCAUAAGCUUAGGGAAUCGGAUAUUAAUAGAUAAUCGCAGAAUAAGAAAGGUUAGGAAAAAAAAAGCAAACGGCAGAUGUAAGGUCUCUAGUGACGUUAGUACUUGGUGAGGGGACUGUAUUCUUCGUAAUUAGGACGCAUUAAUCUAACAAAAGGUGAAAAGAAUUUUUCUAUUUUACACCGGAAUGCUUCCACAUACAGGUUGUGCAUAUUAGCAUUCCUGUUUUGAAAUAAACGAAUUUUGAAGCGGCCUACAGUGUAUGCCGGAUUCGUACGUUCCGCAUACAGGUAGAUGCUAAUGAGACUGAAAGUUUAAUUGACGGAGACACGCAAAGCAUUUACUUUUACAAUGAUAAGCGUUGUAUAA
Messenger RNA from Cyphomyrmex costatus, 3391 nucleotides. RefSeq names its product nuclear hormone receptor FTZ-F1 beta (gene Hr39). The coding region runs from base 1 to 2982 and encodes 993 amino acids. The transcript is spliced from 6 exons. Gene Ontology annotation, biological process: regulation of DNA-templated transcription. The record is from RefSeq and is a predicted model, not a curated record. NCBI's taxonomy places the organism in Eukaryota, Metazoa, Arthropoda, Insecta, Hymenoptera, Formicidae. Gene Ontology annotation, molecular function: nuclear receptor activity; sequence-specific DNA binding; zinc ion binding.